AUUUCAUUUUAAUUUGAAACUGUUAUACAAUAAUAAUAAAAAUAAGAAUAAAUGAAAAUUUUAAUAAAAGUUUUAAUGAUCUUUACAAUUUAAUAUGAGUCUUAAAAGCAUAACUCAACAGGAAUUUGAUGUAAUUUGCACCCAAUUGGACACCAAAUUAACUCCUCUUGGCUUUGAGUGCUAUCCGUUUAAAGUCAAAUGGUAUAACCAAAUGGUGUCUCAAGAGUUUCAUCUGCCAUAUGAUGGCAAUUGUUUAUCGUUUACGAUCAUCAGUACACCCGAUAUGUUUGAAAAGGCAUUCAUACCAUACAUUCAAAUGCAAAACAGUGUCGAAAUCAAAGAUCCUAUCAAUGAAUGCAUGAAAUAUUACUUAAAUACUCUUAAAGAGAUAUUCUCGGGUCACUGUCUGGAAGUAAUACACGAUUUUGAUCUCCAAAUGCCUAAUAGACGGCCCAAAGUGUUGGCCCAAACGGCGGCUCAUGUUUCGGGCGCUGCUUUCUAUUACUCGCCGGACGUUAUCAGCGACAUCAGGGACAUCAGGGGCACCGUUAGCUCAGACAACAGGCGUCUCCUCGGAUAUUGCAUUCAUCCGCAAUACGGCGGUUGGUUUGCCAUCAGAGGUGUCCUCAUAUUCAGCGAUACGACGACUGAAUCGCUUCGUCAGAGACAACCCCGGGAUGUCUUACAGAGCGUUGAACUGAAGAGAAAGUUAUUGAUAGCGUUUAACACCAAUUGGAGGGACUGGAGCUCCUAUAGGGAUAUCAUUGCUGUGCGUAAAAAGUAUAGCGAUUUGCAGAUUAAGUACUUCCAGAGCGAUGCCAGCGAUAGGAAGGCACUCAUUAAGACGUUAAUUGAUUGUCACAAAUAG
This is a messenger RNA of Oppiella nova, 868 nucleotides long. NCBI's taxonomy places the organism in Eukaryota, Metazoa, Arthropoda, Arachnida, Sarcoptiformes, Oppiidae. The record is from the annotation of a GenBank genome assembly.